Messenger RNA from Psylliodes chrysocephalus, 1717 nucleotides. NCBI's taxonomy places the organism in Eukaryota, Metazoa, Arthropoda, Insecta, Coleoptera, Chrysomelidae. The record is from the annotation of a GenBank genome assembly.
UUAUAUAGACAACGCUCAUAAUAUAUACCUUAAAAAGAGAAGAUGAUAGUUGUGUGACGUUUGAAAAGUUAAAACAUAACCUACAUCUUUCUUUUCGUUGACGUAUGCGGUUAAUAGUGAAAUAAAUCUUAAAAUAUUGCAUCAUUUUUUGAUAAUAAUUAAUAAGGAAAAUGGUAUUAGAUCUAGAUUUAUUUCGCACAGACAAGGGUGGUAAUCCAGACCUAAUAAGAGAAAAUCAAAAAAAGCGAUACAAAGAUGUAGGCUUAGUUGACAAAGUUGUGGAAAGAGAUUCCACAUGGAGACAACUGAGACACAAAGCUGAUAAUUGGAAUAAGCUGAAAAAUGUUUGUAGCAAAGCAAUUGGUGAGAAAAUGAAGAAAAAAGAAGCCCAAGGAGAUGCUACGGAAAAUGUACCGGAAAACGUAGUUUCUAAUAUAGAAAAUUUAACUCAGGAUCUCCUUCAGCCUCUAACAGUAAAUCAAAUAAAAAAAGUAAGAACUUUAAUAGAUGAAGCUAUAGUAAAUAAUGAUAAUGAGUUAAUAAAGAUAGUAAAGGAGAGAAAUGAUGCUUUAAGAGAAGUAGGCAACCAUUUGCAUGAGUCAGUGCCAGUUGAUGAUGAUGAAGACAGGAACAAAGUUGAAAGAACUUUUGGAGAUUGUACUGGAAGAAAAAAAUACUCUCAUGUAGAUUUAAUAGUAAUGAUUGAUGGUAUGGAUGGUGAUAGAGGAGCUGUAAUCUCUGGAGGAAGGGGUUAUUAUUUAAUGGGUGCAGCAGUGUUCUUAGAGCAGGCUUUAAUUCAAUUGGCAUUGAGAAUAUUAAAUAAAAAAGGAUAUAAGCCACUUUACACUCCAUUUUUUAUGAGAAAAGAGGUUAUGCAAGAAGUUGCUCAGCUAUCUCAAUUUGAUGACGAAUUGUACAAGGUAAUAGGAAAGGGAAGUGAAAAAGCGGAAGAUAAAGAUGUAGAAGAAAAAUAUUUAAUAGCAACCUCAGAACAACCAAUUGCUGCAUUCCAUAGAGAUGAAUGGAUAGCAGAAGGCUCACUACCAAUUAAAUACGCAGGACUUUCUACUUGCUUUAGACAAGAAGUUGGUUCUCAUGGACGAGAUACUAGAGGGAUAUUCAGGGUCCAUCAAUUUGAAAAAGUUGAACAGUUUUGUCUUACAUCUCCUUUUGACAAUAAAUCAUGGGAGAUGAUGGAUGAAAUGAUAGGAAAUGCUGAAGAAUUUUACAAAUCUUUAGAAAUACCAUACAGGAUUGUAAAUAUAGUGUCUGGAGCUCUGAACAAUGCUGCAGCUAAAAAACUAGAUUUGGAAGCCUGGUUUCCAGGUUCAGGAGCCUUUAGAGAGUUAGUAUCAUGCAGCAAUUGCCUAGAGUAUCAAGCACGCCGGUUAAUGGUUCGUUAUGGUCAAACAAAAAAAAUGAAUGCAACUACUGACUAUGUCCACAUGCUGAAUGCAACAAUGUGCGCCGUUACUAGAGUUAUUUGCGCCAUUUUGGAAAAUAAUCAAACUGAAACAGGUAUUAAGGUUCCAGCUGUUUUGAAGAACUUCAUGCCUGAAGAAUAUCAAGAAGAAAUUCCAUUUGUAAAACCUGCUCCAAUAGAUUUGGAAAAGGACUCGAAGAAAGUGAAAAAACAGAAAGAUGGCAUGAAAAAAGGAAGUGGAGAAGAAUAAUGUGGAUAAUUAACAAAUUGCAUUUAUAUGUUUAGAAAAACCAG